CAUUGGGGCUUUCUACGGCCCUUUUGUUCCCCCCAAGCCCGAAACAAACACGACCCCUUCCGCCCGGUGACGUCACAGCCCCCUUUACUGUCAAUCAAAUGCCCCCUCCUACUUCUCCUAAUAAUGAUACAGUGUCGGGUUUUGCCUGCUUAUUUUAUCUACCGUUCGGAUCGAUCGUCCAGUUCCAGUCCACUCUUGCGGCUCAUUCAUCUCCAUAGUUCCAACGAUGUGAAGCUUUCCAUGCAGCCAAAGGGGAGGAGAGGAAUGGGUCCCUAUAUAAACCUUUGCCAAGAUGGCGCUCACCUUUGGCCUGGAUACGCGCAAAAACGGAGAAGAAAGACUACCGGCAAGCGCAAUCAAUGGUAUUCCUAAGGCAAUCCUGAGCAUCUCUUCUCAGAAGAAAGCCCCAGAGCGCAAAACAGCUCACUCCCUAUUAACUGUAUGUAGGAUUCUAAGCCUUUGGGCUGCAAUCUUAUGCACGGUUAACCUAGGAAUGAGCCUUACUAAACCAGGGAGAACUAAACAGCGCAAAAUUAUACUUAUGCUUCAGAGUAGGAAUAGCUUAAAACCCUAGUCUACCCGAUGCUAGGCAUGUUUGAUGCGACUUGAGCCCCGCUGAGUUCAAUGGGACUAAUUCUCCAAUAGGUCUGGAUAGGAUCGCAGCCAUUGGCCCUUUCACUUUCAUAGGGUACAGUGGGAUUUACUUUUAAAUAAGCAUGCACAGGCUCGGGUUAUUGGUAAAGGACCAACUUCGAACGACUGGAAGGAUGAGAGCUCUGCUCCCUUAACAAAGAUGGCCCCCUGUGUUACAAUUUAUUUUCCCUUUCCUGCCUGCGUAACUUCCCGACACUCCGUUGUAUGGACGCGCGGUUAGUUGUAACUAGGGAUAGCGAGAGCGAUGGCGCGAGUCAGCCGGUCGACGCUGGAGUGGAUAUAUUCGCUGAUGCUCCUCGCUGUUGUAUUGAUUUCAUGGGGAUACGUCAUUUAUGCCACACAAAUAGCAGCCAAAUGGCAGCUGAGAGAGGAUUACCCAGCACAAACAGAAUUUGUGAGACAUUGCGAAGACAUACCCACGAGUCACGCAGACGUUUGAGCUCAUUUGAGAUUGUUGUUACCUGGAACCGUGAAAAUAAUCUGCAUUCAAAGAUAGCAAGAGCUACGAAGUAGUAAUACUGAAGCUUCGCAAGUAUAGAUGAGAGGAGCAAGAAAACAAUACUUGGAAGGAUUUGAUGUUCUCAAACCUGUCAACAAUAAAGGAUCUUCUCUUUUCACACUCCAGUCUCCAUUAAGAUUGACUGGGAAGACAACUUUAACAAGUUGAAAUCCCUUCACUGAUUCUGCAGCCAUAAAGAACGAGGCUUCAGGUUGGCAUCCUAAAAAAAUCAUGUCUCAAUAUCGGACUUCUGAACAGAGAUUUUAUCAGCAAACCUGAUUUAUCACAUGGGUAGUAAAAAUGAAAGAAAUCCCGUUUCUUCCUAAUGCCUUCACUAUUACUUUAAAAAAAGAACCAGUGUGUUACAGUGGUUAGUGUCAGACGACCAUCUGGGAGAGGAGGAUUCAAAUCCUGACUCGGCCAUAAAGCUUACUGGGUGGCAUUGGGCAAAUCUCUCAACCUAACCUACCUGUUACUGGAGUUUUUUGCUGCUGUUUUGUUGUUUCUUUUAUAGGUUUUGGUUUUUAUUGCAGUGCCUCUCGUUUUUAUGCCAUCCUUUACGCUUUUAAAUUUUCCAAGUUACUUGGAGUCUUCUUACGUGUCAAGCGAGUAAUAAAUUGAAUGAAUACCUUACAGGUUGGUUUUGAGGAUAAAAUGGAGAGUGGGAGGAUCAUAAACACCACCUUGAGCUCCUUGGAGGAAAGGUAUAAACGUAAUAAAAUCUCCUAGGUAAAAAACUCAAGUCUCUGUCCAAAAAGCUUGCAAGCAAGCACAGGUCAUCUCAUCCAGAUUAGUUCACAUCUCUUCUCCCUCUUUGUUUUCCCUUUUUCAUAUGAUUGGGCUGACCUCCCAUUCAUUUCUCCUUGCAGCUAGUCUUAUCUUCAUCCUGGAGUGCAGCAUUUGCCAUUUUUAACUACCUGUUCUCAAAGCUUUCUCUGUUGGGCAGCAAUCACACACUACGCCACAGCCUUGCUGUCUUUUCUGAGGUGUGUGAAUAGUCUCUGGUUCAUCAUGGUGUCUUUCUCACUUCCACUUCAGCCAAUGUGGUUAUCAGCCCUUCUAGCCAAGCCCAAGAGGAGAUCUGCCACUCCUAAGAACACCUCACCAAUUUUAUGUAUAUACGAUUGUGGAUGGAAUGGCAAACUCAUACUUUUGAGGUGGAGAGGUCACUCUUAAACAUGGAAUUAAUACAAUUUUGCAAUUUUAUUAUUGAAACAAAUUGCUAACAGUGCAGCUGUAACUUCUUCAGCUGGAUUUAUUGCAAAAAAAGAAAUAUAUAAUACAUGAAGUGUUUAAUAGUUCAGAAACAAAUGCUGAGAUACCUGAAAGAGCAAUUUCUUUGCUAAUAUUAACAUGGCUAGAUCAGUCAUCUACUGAGAGUUUGAACGAUAGCAGUGAUAAGAUGAGGAUUUACUCUUUCUGGAAUGUAUACCCUGCAUUCAAGCCAAAGUUCCAUUUUCCAGUUAUUAAACUCAGAUCAAAUUAUGGAAUGUGAUUUUGAAGAAGCAUUCUUAUCCAUCCUCAUCAAUGGUAAGCUAGUCUCAGUUAUAGGAAAAGUAUGUACUUAUCAAAUCCUUGUAAAAAGGAGCCACCUUUCAACAAAUUGGGAGAACAUGCCUAAUUCUAUACUUGAUAGGGUCAUUUUUAAAGGAUUAUUCCAUUUUUAUGGCGUUAUAAUUUAUAUGGAAAUUUAGGUAUAACUUUGGUCUUUCCCUGUUUGGCUUUGUUCGGUGCUUAAAACAUAUCAAAUAGGGUACAUUCUGUUAUGACUGAAAAUUCAACUGUUUAAUAUUUUGCACUUACAGACUGGAAUAAUUUUUUACUUAUGGCUAUAGCGUAUAUUUUCUCCUCAAACACAAGACCAGCCACAAUCUCUCUUUUGCCUAAAUCAGGAAUAAUAAUUAUUGGAUUCAAUAACUAUUGAUGCCUCUAAGAAUUGCACUGAGAGUCCAAGUACAGCAUCACUCAUCAUCCCUUUCUUUGAUGAAAGGAAGCUAGGCAAUUGUCCACUGCUCUGUGGGGUGUGUAUCUUCCAUUAUGGUUCUGAACAGAAAGACUAUGAAAUGGUGUUUAGUUAAAAAAAAAGCUGUAACAAUAAUCCUGAAGUCACUUUUAUUGUUAGAUUACGUAUAUUCUGAAGCAAAACAGAUGUCUGUGGUUUCCCAAGUUCUUGAGUGUCUUAAUGAUGACUGCUUGGUAUUUCCAUUGGGGGAACUACUUCACCCGUUUCCAGAACUGUGUCACCCUAAGAAGUUAGAGAAAUCAUAAUUAUUAUUGCAAUGCAGUUAUUUUAGAAAGCAGAUGAUGUACACAUCCUUCUUCAAAACUAAUUUUGCUAUUUAUUUAUGCACCAUACAUUUUGCAAAUAUUUUCUUGUGUAUCAGAAAUUCCAACUAUAUAAAAGAUUGACCAACUCCACUCUUCCCACGCCACAUUUAUUUGUGGUACCAUAAAAGCAAAGUCUUCUUAGGCCAGAUAAAUUAGCAUACCUCAAACCUGGUAUUUGUGGCCAGAAUUGCUCACUCUAGAACCAUAUUGCUCAUAUCAUGAACAGAAAAUAACUGUCAUGGAACGUGUAUGUAUUCUAGCCCCACUGAAACAUACACACUGUUUUCAGGGGAUCUACACACCUAUACAUAUGAGUCACCUGAUUUAGUAUGGGCCACUGAUCUUUUGUUUUACCUAACUCUAUAUACCAAGGGUAGCGAACUGUUCUCAGCUUGACGGUCCCAUUCUUUCACUGGCAACCUUCCAUGAACUGCAUGACAGUGGGUGUGUGGCCAGAAGCAAAAGUGAGCAGAGCGACUUACCUUUGAACAGCAAGUUAAAAGCCAGAGGUCUCUAUACAGACACACACCUCUGUUUAUCCUUCAGCCAGGCAAGCAAAAGCUAUUACCACAGCUCAAGAACACAUUCCAGCCGGCAAAAGCACUUGAGGGAGGCAUGAGCAGGGGUAGUGAUGGGUUGAUCUAAGGGGCAUGACUUAGGGCUGGAGAGAUACACCUGGAGGACCCCCCCCCGAGGUUCACCACCCCUGCUCUAUAUAGUUUUAUUAUUUAUUUAUAUACAAACAGUCAAAGGAAUAAAAACACAUUUGACUCACUGGGAAUAUCUUGGGCUUCGACAUGAUAAAUCCAUAUGGCUGAUGCUGUGAAUGAAAAUAGUAAGCAUAAGUAAGCAUUUGGAGGGAAGUAGCCAUUCUGGAAGCUCUAUUCAUUGUAUCCUUUUCCAUCUCAGUAUCUUUUCAGUUGCUUGUGGCCUGCAACUAUUUUACUACAAUGAAACUCAGUGGGUCCUCUAAAGGAACCAAAGCACUCCACAUCUGAAAAAAUAACCCCAACAAAAUGCUUCACUUCCAUGAACAGGGAGAGGCAAUUUUAUUUUUUGGCAUUAGUAUUAUCCUCAAUAUUGUAUUUAUUUACUUGGCUCCCUUCAGAAAGCAACUUACAGCAGUGAUCCGCCCCCUCAGACUUCUUGCAGAUCGCUGAGGGCCUUGGAGGACCACUUAAAUGAUUUUUCUGUCAGCUGUAACAAUUGUAAUGUGCUGUGCUAGAUGCUGUAUGAUUUUUAAUUGUAUUUUUACAGAUACAUCACAGACCACCUGAAUGAAGCUCACAGACUACAGUCUGGGAACCCCAAUUUACAGUGUAGCUAGUAUCAAUACAGUGUCCAAUUCAAGAAUAAUCGCAUAUUGAGCAAAUUUAGCCAGUUAGGAAAGAUAAGGCCAAAACAGCCCCAAAAGCCUGAUCAUAAUCUAUCCCAAUCCCGCCAUGCAGCAGUAGGCUGCACACAUAAACACCUACUGAAUAUAUUGUUAAUGGGGUCAACUUUGACAAUCCUAGAUGUGGGGGGAAAAUGUUGGAGAGAAAAGAGAAGUGCCUUUUUAGUGCUUCAUCUGCCAAACCAGUAACUGGCACUAUCAAAGCUCACCACACUGAAAAUUGUUUGGCAGGCUUACAGGCAGUGAUGGGCUGUGGAGGCACAGCCUUGGCUAUUGGAUGCAAAGUGUUUUGUUGCUAUUCUAACCUGAGAGCAAGUAGAUAAAAAUGCAGCACCUUGCUCCUGCACACAAAAUCACCCUUGCUGGAAUAGGGCACCAUACAUAAUGUGGAUGGUUUAUUAUGGCUUGGAUCCUAAUUUCUGUCAUCAGAGUACCAUCCAUGGAACAGGAUUUCCCCAUCUCCCCCUUACCAUUACAGACCCUUUGCCCCAAACACGCCAGCUCUGAUGAUUGUAAGGGAGCAAGAUGGAAAUAGGAGGGAAUUAGGGACUUCCCUCACACAAGCGGGAAGUGCCUGGUGCUUGCAGAACAGCACCUUUGGAUCCAAGCCAUAGGUCUUAGGCAGCAACCGACUGCAAAAUGUUAAUUAUAAUUGCUACCCAAGUGGGGUGGGGGCACCCGUCCUUGAGGCAGCAAAACUGCCAUUUUCUUGCCCAUGCCACUAGACUAAGCAAAGUUCCCCGUUAUUUAAUUUACAAUAUUUUGAUACUGCCUUUCAUACCACAUCACAAGGCAGCAUAGUAUAAAAGACAAUAAAAGUACAUUAAAGAUUUCCUUGCAAAAUAAAAUAGGAGCCAAUUAGGCCAGUGCAGAAUUUAAUUAUCAUAGCCAGCUGGAAUUCAUGGUCAGCAAAAUCCUGAGCAAAUAAAAUAAUUUUUAUUCUCUGACCAUAUACCACUCAAAAUGACUAAAAUGAAGUGCCCAGUUCUUAUGUGUGCCUGGGCAGUCUCAAGGUAUUUUCCUGCCCUACUCUGACAUUAAAGUGCAACUUUUUUUAAUUUGUAAAAAGUAAUAGACUUGUCAACUCCAACAGAUUAGUAUAAGCAUGAAGAGAGGGAUCUUUCCCAUUAAAGAUGGGCCACCUGAAUAUUUUAUUUAUUUAUUAUUUGAUUUAUAUCCUGCCCUUCCUCCCAGCAGGAACCCAGGGCGGCAAACAGAAGCGAUAAAAACACUUUAAAACAUCAUAAAAACAGAUCUUAAAAUACAUUAAAACAAAACUACGUUAAAAACAUUUUUUAAAAAAACUUUAAAAACAGCUUUUAAAAAGGGUUAAAAACAUUAUUAAAAAAAACAUAUCAACAAGCAAUUCUAACACAGAUGCAGACUGGGAUAGGUCUCAAUUUAAAGGCUUGUUGAAAGAGGAAAGUCUUCAAAAGGUGCUGAAAAGACAGCAGAGAUGGCGCCUGCCUAAUAUUCAAGGGGAGGGAAUUCCACAGAGUAGGUGCUGCCACACGAAAGGUCCGUUUCCUAUGUUGUGCAGAACUUCCUGAUAAGAUGGUAUGAACCCCACACUGAUCUCUCCCACUCUGCAGGCCAGAUGUGUAGCAUGAGGUGCAUCACCAGUUCUCUCUGGCAGGUGAUAUGGUAGGGCUACCCAAUUAAUAAACAGAACCCACAUUUUGUAAUAAUAAUCUAGUGCAAGACAGCAUAGUGGGUGGGGCCUGGAUAAGGGGCGAAUGCUGCCUUGCCCCUGUCUGCUCUCCUCCUACCAGAUACCUUUUUAAUGACACAAAACAUUCCCUGAAGGGAGGCACACUUGCUGGGCUGCGAACAACACACACCUGUCCAUUAUCCCACACCAAAUUGUGAAGGCAGAAGACGGUGGUGGUUCUUACUUUGUCGGUACACCUCCUUGCAAGAAAUGACAUCACUCCAAAGGCCUCUGCUUCAUCACAAAGGCCUCUGGAAUGAACUUGCCUUCCCCAAAAGGGGAGGGUGCCUCUCAACUCCUUAAUCCUGAGGGGCAGGAGAUAGGAGUUUUCUGCCAAGCCAUUCCAGGAAAAAAAGGGGGGUCAAUGAUGUAGGCAUUGUAGGCAGGGAGUCCAGCCUCCAAGGCAUAAGAAAUAGGUCAUCCUUUUUUCUACAGGGCAACCAGGGCUGUGGAGUCGGUAUUGUCAAACCUUCGACUCCGACUCCUCUAUUUUUCUACUGUCCGACUCCGACUCCUUCAUAAAUGGCAAAUGUAUAUUAAUUUUUCUACCGUCAGAGUCAGACUCUGACUCCUUCAUAAAUGGCAAAUGUAUAGUAAUGUAUUAAUAUUAAUAAAUUAAUAUUAAACUAUUAAUCUUAUUUUGAAGUCGGAGUCAGUACAUUUCUACCGACUCCAACUCCACCCAAAAUUGCUUCCGACUCCAUGACUCCGACUCCACAGCCCUGAGGGCAACUAAAAAUCUUCAGCAACAGGCAGAUGGGGCAUGUGGAGAGUAGGUCCAUAGAAAAGGUGCAUACAUUGCAUGUUCAUAUAUCUACACUUAUGGCUAGGUUACCAAAAAUGCAGCAUAAUACAUACAUACCGCUAGAUGAUACUUGGCGUAAUAAUGGCAAAGCCAAAAUGGAAUAAGUACCCGAACAAAAAGAUAUACUCCAGCGUUGUAGGUUUUGAAUACCUAGAAAUAAAUGGUUUUUAUUAGUAGUUCUCUAAAUCUUAACAACUUAGACACAUACUAGCUUUUAGGAUUUUAAAAAAUAAAGUAUUAUUUUAUGUUGAAUUCACAUUGCAUACUUUGGGCCAGUUUGGGUGUCAUAGUACACCAUGGUUUAUCAUAACAGGAACAAGCUCCAGCAAACCUUAGGCUCACAACCUCACCGCUUCUCCAUGCAGCUACAACAGGGAGGUUAAUAGCUUUUGCUUCUAUUUCAGAUUGACUGCAGUUCAGUGUUACAUAACAAACGCCGAGUCUGUGGUUAAUCUUAACUAUGGUUUAUGAAACAAGCCAACUUCAUAACCAAUAGUUUGAAAAUAACUAUGGUUCGUUUGAAACAAGCUUAGAUUAACUACAAUUUUGAUGAAACAAGCUACUGUGGCUAAUCAAAAACAGAAGUGAAAGCUGUCAAUCUCCUCCUAAACUCUUUGUGGCUCAUUCCUAUCAAGAUAAACCAACAAAUUCACUGCCUUCAUAUGAAUUCAACAUUAGGACUACUUUUCCCCAAAUUAAUGAAGUCCAGAAGUAGAAUAAAAUCAGUCUGCAUCAAAACAUUUUCUGAUGCCUUAGAGAGGGAUCUAGGUUAGCAUAUUUUAAUCGUAUUUAAUAAAGAAAAAAAUUGAAAUGAGUUAUGUACUAUAUUUAUAUCCAGCCUUUCCUUGGAGCUCAAGGCAGUGUUAGGUAGAAAACCCCUUUUGGGCCCACAAUGGGUUUGGAGGCACUUGUCAGGCUUUGUGAACCAACGUUGCAAAGCACGAUGGAACACUGAGGGAGGGAGAGCACAACUGCUCUAGGUUUCGUUUCCUCGCCUCUGGGAACUUAGCCCUGAAGAUGCCUCUCAGCCCACAACAAUGUUUUGAGAAGAUAAGCACUCUGCUGUCUUCGAUUGUUUUAAUUUUCUUUUCUGUGUCUUGUACUUUAUUAUCAGCCUUGUAAAUAAUCAGAGGCUUGCACUGCUUUCUGAAUUCCCUUUGUAUAUUCCCUUAGAAAAGUAGCAAUAGGAUCAUAUAGGGUUACUGAGAUUUGACCUUUUCAGGCUAUACGCAUUUUCCUGUGUAUAUGUUCUCUUAUGACUCCCAAAGUGUCAAAACACCCCCUCACAGGCCCUUAUCUUAAGAACAUAUUGCUCAUGAGUCCCAAUCCAAAGGAAGGACACCCUGACAUCUGAUGCGUAGCAAAUGAUAUGUGGCCUGGGUCUGUUACUUGUCUCUGACGUUGUCAAUAUUGUUAUGUUACAUCUUGUUUAUUGCUCUUUUACUCCUGAAACCUAUAUAUUGAUUCUGCUUACAAUAAAGGGGGUCU
Molecule: messenger RNA, 8878 nt
Organism: Rhineura floridana
Lineage: Eukaryota; Metazoa; Chordata; Lepidosauria; Squamata; Rhineuridae
Gene: TZMP1
Product: small integral membrane protein 27
Exons: 2
Coding region: 899-1093 (64 amino acids)
Source: RefSeq, a predicted model, not a curated record